GACGCGCCACGUGACGCCGUGACGCAGGACGCGGCGGCGGUUUGAAUCGCGGCGCGCGCACUCUGGCGGUGCUGCCUCCUGCGACGAUGGCGGUGGUGAGGCCCUUCGACAAGCUCCCGGCGCUCAACUCCGCCACUGUCUUGCUGGUGGGUUCAGAUGAGAGUCUGCAGCAGAAGCUCGCAGAGGCGAUUCUCAAAGAGAAGAAGAGCUUCAAGAUCAGCAUUCACCUUGCAACAUCCCUCCCCUUACCUUCAGAGAGAGAUCACCUUCGGCCCAGGAUAGAUCUGAUUGCAUUUAUGAUUGACAUCAAGAGCAAAUACAGUAGUUCUACCUCCUUGUCCCCACUGGAUUGUCUGUGCUUUUCUGACAGCUUGAAGAAUGUUGAAGCUUCGCUAGCUCAUGUGGAUGCCAGCUUCUUCCUGGGGAAAGUAUGCUUCCUUGUCACUGGGGUUGGCAGGGUGAAUUAUUGCAGCGUACAGACGAAUGCUGUCUGGAAACUGGGAGAAGUCUAUUGCAGUCCUGUGCUAUACUGUGAGCUGGAGUUGGAAGGGAUACGAGUUGCCACUGCUCAGCGACUUCUCCGGAUGUUGCAGAUCUGUUCUGGUCAGAUACCAGGGAUUUCUGCCUUGUCCUUUGGCUCGUUGAUAAGGAACUCUGCUGAUGAAUAACCUUGUAUUGUGAGAAUUCAGCCAGAUUCAUCAAUUCUUCACUUCCAGGCAUUCAAGCUGGAAACACUUUGGGAAGGUUUUUUUUUGCCUGUCUUAUGACCACCUCCUCCUCUAGAGCUGUUCCUAGUUAUUAAUCUAUCGAGAAAAGCUUGAUUCCUGUUUAGUGGACAAGGCAGGGGUGUUGGGGGGAGGAUAGCUUGACCUGGGGAUCCCGUUAUUACAUCCGAAUCUCAUUUUAUACUGAAGUUCGGAUUUCACCCAGUUUGCCAGUGGCCAGAAGCUACAUGUUUUACUGAGAGAACAUCAAAAGAACAGGCCACUGUCCUAAAUGCUGCACAUCAUGGUUGGAUAUCUGAGUUUCAGUGGCCCAGAACUACUAGAGAUGAGACACCAGGCUUCUACUUCCUUUCACCUGAAAUAUAGCACCUUGGACUAAUACAAAACCUCACUGCCAAACUUGCUGUCUCUGCACUAAGAGAGUAAUGUGGCAAGAAGGCUGUCCUGCAGCUUCUAGAUAUUCAGCAAUUGGCAGUUAAUGAUCCAGCUGUGGGAGCAUCUGCCCAGUGAAGGGCUCAAUAUUUCCAUGCCUGAUACCUAGUCAAGGUUGAAGGGACUAAAGAAGGUAACUUAGCACUUUAGCUUUCUUUGUAUCUUUAAAGAAGAAAGUUCCAGAACAAAGUUUUCAGACCCGGGAUAACAACCAACCCAAGUCUUUGCUCAUGGCUUGAACAGCUGUAGACUGUUCUGCUGCAAGUCAAUCCCUGCAGGCCAAGGAGGAGUCCUCCAGAGAAGUCGAACUGUCUCUGACUCAAGAAAUUAAGAGGUAAAGAGGACUGUAACUGAGAGUAUUGCUGCACGUAACAGGUUAUUGCCUGGACAGGUGGGGCAGAGAAGGAGAAACAUGCAGCCACUAAUGAAAAUAAGCCUCCACUUUCAAAAUAAAGAGCCAUGAAAUAGCUUUUCUUUCAACCUCGGGGAGUCAAAUUUCAGAAUAGUGGAAGCUGCUGGCCCUUAGCAAGCUUCUGCAAAUAGGGCAGUUCAGCUCCAGGAGCUACAUUUGUCCCUCCAGCAUCCUUAGUGCUGGAGCUCUGCACUCUGGGGCUGAUCACAGAUGGAACAUAGCAAAUCUGACUAUAACAACAUACAGAAAACACAUGGUGUCUCUUGCAAGUUGGGCAUAUGCUGCAUAUAAAUCCCUUAACUGACAGGUUCUUGUCAGCAGUAAUUCAUGCCUUAUUCUUAAUGCAAGCUAAUAGUAUGUUUUGCAAUUCUAAGUUAAUAAAAUGUAUCAUAUUUA
Molecule: messenger RNA, 1965 nt
Organism: Dromaius novaehollandiae (emu)
Lineage: Eukaryota; Metazoa; Chordata; Aves; Casuariiformes; Dromaiidae
Gene: CENPM
Product: centromere protein M
Exons: 6
Coding region: 87-668 (193 amino acids)
Source: RefSeq, a predicted model, not a curated record